Juglans microcarpa x Juglans regia is the source of this 2255-nucleotide messenger RNA. Its product is annotated as protein WVD2-like 3. The transcript is spliced from 7 exons. NCBI's taxonomy places the organism in Eukaryota, Viridiplantae, Streptophyta, Magnoliopsida, Fagales, Juglandaceae. Gene Ontology annotation, molecular function: microtubule binding. The record is from RefSeq and is a predicted model, not a curated record. The coding region runs from base 792 to 2063 and encodes 423 amino acids. Gene Ontology annotation, biological process: microtubule cytoskeleton organization.
UGUCUCUUCACAGUGAUUCGAUUCGAAAAUGUUGUUUAUAUAUUUAAAGCUUGUUUGCCUGUUGUGAAAAUGUAGGAUAUUAAAUCAAGUAAAAAAAACAAUCAAAUAUUAGAUUUACGAUUCGAUUAUUCUCUCCUUGGACCUUGUUUUUAUUUGGAAUAUAAUCUCGAGGUUAUAUUCCUUUUGUGUUUUCGUCAAUCUGCGAUUUCAGAAGAACGGGAAUCUCUGCUCAACAAAGACUAAUGCAUCCGUUUGCUCUGGUUGAGUUUAAUCCGUUAUGUGUGUAUAUGAAAACAUACAUAUGUCAUGUGGUUAUGCCGUAGAAAUGCAGAUUCAAGCUGAACUUUUUACAUUUGCGUAAAAGAUUUGUAGGCGUAUGGAUGCUGUAAAGUUGAAUCCAGCAGAUGAGUGAUCUCCUUUCUUGAUUUGUUAUAGACUUACUGAAGUAUUGGCUUUAAUGAUACAAUAAUCUCCCUGUUGCCAAUAUGCCACUUUGCCAUUUACUAUAUCUGAGUGUGUGCCUGUUGUCUGUUAUUUGUGCUGAACUUGCUUUACUCUUACAAUAUUGAUAAAGAAGCAGUACUUGUAACCUUCUCCCCAUCAAAUGAAAUCUCAUUUCUUUUGUGCUUAGCCUUUUCUUUCAUUCGUAUUUAUAAUUUCCGUGAUUUUCUUUUUACCAAAAAAUUACAAUUUAUAUCAGCUAUGUUUGUGUGGCGAAUGAAAACAACGUUCAAAAAUCCUCUUUCUAUAAUGAAGGCUUUGGUCGAGCAUAUAGGAAGACAGUUGCUAUCAUGAAUACCUGCUUGGGCCGGGCACUAACCAAAAUUGCCAUGGGGAUAGAAGUUGCAGAUAUUUGUAUGGACAAGGAGCCAGAUUGUGUCAUAGUUUAUGCAAAUGGUGUUUCCCAUGAUUCAGAUCAUGAACCUGAUCCCAAUCAUCAUAAUGGGCAAGAGUCAUAUGAGCCUAUUAACGAGGGUCCUGAAAUCCAAAGUACAGAAGAGAGUACCGAAGCAAAGGAAUAUGAUGUGAAGGAAUGUACUACUGAAAACUCAGUAGAGGUAUCUGAAUUCUGUCAUAAUGAGAAAUAUAAGGAAGAGCAGAAUGUACUAAACUCACAUGUUAAAGCUGGUCUGCGUGUGGAAAGUAUAAAAUCAGAAACCCAGAAGAAAAAGGACAAUAAUAAGUCACACAUUUCUGUCAAGCAAGCAUCCAGAUCUGUUGCUGCAAAUGCUCGAACAAAACACACUGUUCCACAGCCAUUUUGCCUAGCAACUGAAAAGCGUGCCUCAUAUGGACUUUCUCCUGGUGGUGCACAACCUGAUUUUGGCACCCGUCUGAAUAAAUUGUCUAAUGCAAACAAUGUGAGACAUCCAAAUAUCAUAAAGCCCAAUCAGCAAAUAUCAGAACUGGUACCGAGGAAGCCACUGCAACCUGAUAACAAGAAGCAUCCUGAUGAAGAAGAUUCUUGUUCUAUUGCUUCCUCUGCAAGAUCUGCAAGGGCAAUUAAGUCCAAGCCUACUGUUGCAUCAGCUCCAAUAUUUAGAUGCAUGGAGCGUGCUGAGAAGCGGAAGGAGUUUUAUUCAAAAAUUAGAGGAAAACACCAAGCAUUGGAAGCUGAGAAAAACCAAAGUGAAGCGAGGACAAAGGAAGAGAAAGAUGCAGCUAUUAAACAACUGAGGAAGAGCUUAAUGUUCAAGGCAAACCCAAUGCCAAGCUUCUACCUUGAGGGACCUCCACCUAAGGCUGAACUUAAGAAGCUGCCACCAACUCGUGCAAAAUCACCAAAGCUUGGCCGAAGGAAGAGCUGCAGUAAUGCAGUCAGUUCAUCCCUGGAACACAAAGUGAAAGGAGCUUGUGCUUGGGAAAAUCGUCGGAGCCUUGGUAUUUACAAAGAAGAGACCACCACCAAUGGCCCCAAUAAUUUUAGGAAUCGGAGCAACUUCCAGAAUGGUAAUGCCACGUGGAAAUUCAAUGAUGAACCGAAAGAAACAGAAGAUAUAAGCGAAUCAAAUGCGACCAAGGUAAAUGGUCAGGGGGAUGUGCACUACGAUGUCCAUUCUUGAGUUUCUGGUGAGUUUUCUAAUUUAAAAAGGGAAAUGGGCCUUCAUUUUCUCUAGUUUUAUUGUGACUGCUUAAACAAUUAAGUUAUUUCCUUAAACUUGCAAGGACUCGUUGCAGUGUUUUAUUUAAUGUAUGAUGUGUAAAUUCUAAGUUAUAUUUAUAUAAAAAUGGACUUUUUUUUGUGGGCUGUAAAA